CAAAGGUUUUAUUUGGUUUUGUGGUUUGAGAAUUCGUCGCGUGCUUUCUGGUUUGCAAAUAAACCAUUGACUGCUGUAAUUAAAUAAAAAGCACUUUUUUUGGAGUAGAUUAGUCAUAGAGGCUUUUGUUCAGCAGUUUUGGUCCAAAACAAAUUAGUGAUUAAGAGCUAUAUUUGGUCCAACAGCAACAACAAAACCUUCUGGAAAUCAUGAUGUAUUUAGCGGAUGAAGAGAGUCACCUGAAGCGGCAGAAGUGUUGUGAUGGCAGCGAUGAUGUUAGUGCAGUGGAUCGGCUUAGCACUUUACCUGAUGAAAUUAUUUGCGAUAUUCUUUCCUUGCUUCCCAUAAAAUCUGCUGUAGCAACAAGUUUGUUGUCCAAAAGUUGGAGACUUCGAUGGACUCAAGUCACCAGCUUUGACAUUGAAAACCAGUGGUGGUCUGACUGUCGGGAUUUUGUGGAUUUUGUUAAUAACAUGUUUAUGUUUUCAGAACCGCGGACGAUCCACAGGUUCCAUCUCAAUUGUGAGAAUUUAGAAUUUCCACACCAUUUGGCGAAUUUAUAUUAUGGGUUCCAUCGGAUUACAGCAUGGCUCAGCUCUGCUGUUUGUCAAAAAGUUCGGUUUGUUGAUGUGAGUGUGUUAAGCCAAGAGAAAAGAUGCCCUGCUUUUACAGAUGGAACUGACUUACCUGGUGAACUUUUUACUUGUAAGACACUAGAAAUUUUAAAACUAACAGGGCCUUUUAUCAUUAAAGUUCCAUCCGAGGUCGAGGUUUGUCUUCCUAGACUUGUUCAUUUAGAACUGAUUUUGGUUCACUGUAAGUACGAAGAAAAGUCUCUCUGUAAGCUUCUUCGUGGCUGCCCUGUGCUCGAAUCGUUCAAAUUUGAAAGAAAACACUGGUUUACUUCUUCGCCUGAGAUAAAUUGGUCAAUUUCUUCGCCUUCAUUGAAACGUCUUGAGAUCUAUCUCCGUGAUGAUGGUGAUGCUGCCGGUUUCAUCUCUGCACUUGGCCUCCAAAAACGCUACAAGCUGGAAAUUGAUGCUCCUACACUUGAAAAGCUGGUUUUAACUGAUCGAGUGUCGGCAGAAAUUUCAAUACAUGGAGGGUCUAUAAAGGAAGCGGAUCUUGAUAUUCGCUGGUUUGGUCACCUAUUGGAUAGAAAUUAUCAUAAUUCAAUUGUUCAGUUGAUCCAGGGUUUGAACCAUGUCAAGAUUCUUACAUUAUCAGAGAGAACCGUGGAAGUUCUUGGCGGUGCCACCUGUUGCAAAUUGUCAAGAACAAGUUUGUGGUCUACAAGUUUUGAGGGAUUAACCAAACUGGUUGUCAAGUUAGAUUAUUCCAUUUCAUGGGACUGCCUGAUUGACCUUAUAAAUUGCUGCCCUGCGUUAGAAACCCUCGAGAUUAUCCACUUGCCAUGUGAUUUUCCUUAUGGUGAUGAUCGAAUCCAUGGAAGACGUUGGAGGGAUCAAAUAUUUAUCAGAAUUUUGAGGGAGGGGAAAGUUUUUGAUACCCUUCCUAGAUGCUCAUUAUCCAGCCUCACACGAGUUGUAUAUAAGGGACGCACAGGCCUCAAGGAUGAGACUCCAAUGCUAUUGUAUAUUCUAAAUCCAGCUAUAGUGACUAAAAGUGUUGAAGUUGAUCUACGCAGUGACUCCAGUGAUGACUCUCCAAAUUUUGAACUCACAUUAUCUUUUGUUUGA
Oldenlandia corymbosa var. corymbosa is the source of this 1700-nucleotide messenger RNA. The record is from the annotation of a GenBank genome assembly. Lineage: Eukaryota; Viridiplantae; Streptophyta; Magnoliopsida; Gentianales; Rubiaceae.